GUUCUCUGGGGCUUCUCCCGGUGGCGGGGCUGCUCGCGGCUUUUUGGGGGGCUCCUAACCGAGGUGAUCCUGACUGUGCCAGGAGAGCGCGUCUGGGGCCGACAUCCUCGAGAUUGCUCGUGCUGAGAGUGGCGGGAGCGAGCGCCGGCGUCGCAUACUUGGUCAGCACUCGGCUCUCCUUUGGCAGGAAAACUAAGAAGGGAAAUGGCUGUGGAUUUGCUGGCUGCCCCAGGCACAGAGCCUGUGACCUUCAGGGAUGUGGCCGUGUCCUUCAGCCAGGAUGAGUGGUUGCACCUGGACUCUGCUCAGAGAACCUUGUACCGGGAGGUGAUGCUGGAGAAUUACAGCAACCUGGCCUCACUGGGGUUUCAGGCUUCAAUACCUCCCGUGAUUGGCAAGCUGCAAAAAGGGCAAGAUCCUUGCAUGGGAAGAGAAGCCCCUGAAGACACCUGCCUAGAUUUCGAGAUUUGGCCAGAGAUAGAAGCAUUGCCCCCCAAACAAGAUGUUUUUACUGAAGAGACAUCUCAUGGGCUGAUAAAGAAUGGAUCCACUAAGUGUGUUUACUGGAAAAUCAGCUUUGGAGAGCUUGUGAAAACUGAGCGCCGAGAUACAGCACAGGAGCAAGAAAAGAAAGUGCAUGGGUCAGGGGCAACUUCAGACAAGGAAACCACUAGUGAAGAUGAAACUCCCACAGGCCUCGAACUGGAGAAACCCUUGUUCAUAAGUAAAGCACUUGUCUCACAAGAGGGUGAUCCCAUAGACAGUGUUCCUGGGACAUAUCACACUUCAGAGAAAGAUUUACCACAGGAUUUUGAUUUAAUGAGAAGCUUUCAGAUCUACCCAGGACAAAAACCUCAUGUCUGCAGUGAAUGUGGCAAGGGUUUUACUCAAAGUCUUCAUCUUCUAGAGCACAAGAGGCUUCACACUGGGGAGAAGCCUUACAAGUGUAGUGAGUGUGGGAAGAGCUUCAGCCAUAGGUCGUCCCUCCUGGCUCACCAGAGAACCCACACCGGAGAGAAGCCAUACAAAUGCAGCGAGUGUGAGAAAGCCUUCGGCAGCAGCUCCACUCUCAUCAAACACCUGAGGGUGCACACCGGAGAGAAACCUUACCGCUGCCGGCAAUGUGGGAAGGCCUUCAGUCAGUGUUCAACCCUCACUGUGCACCAGAGGAUUCACACUGGGGAAAAGCUCUAUAAGUGUGCCGAGUGUGACAAGGCCUUUAACUGCAGGGCAAAGCUCCACAGACAUCAGAGAAUCCACACAGGGGAGAAGCCAUAUAAAUGUGCUGAGUGUGGGAAAGGCUACAGUCAGUCUCCAUCCCUAGCCGAACACCAGAGACUCCAUACUGGAGAGCAGCUUUGCCAGUGCUUGCAGUGUGGGAGAACCUUUACACGUGUGUCUACCCUUAUCGAACACCAGAGAAUUCAUACUGGACAGAAGCCGUAUCAAUGCAACGAAUGUGGCAAGACCUUCAACCAGUAUUCCUCCUUCAAUGAACAUCGGAAGAUUCAUACAGGGGAGAAACUGUAUACAUGUGAAGAAUGUGGGAAAGCCUUUGGCUGUAAGUCAAACCUUUAUCGGCAUCAGAGGAUCCAUACUGGAGAGAAACCCUAUCAGUGUAACCAGUGUGGAAAGGCCUUCAGCCAGUAUUCAUUCCUAACUGAACACGAGCGAAUCCACACUGGAGAGAAGCUCUACAAGUGUAUGGAGUGUGGGAAAGCCUAUAGUUACAGGUCAAACCUCUGUAGACACAAAAAAGUCCACCUGAAGGAAAGGCUGUAUAAAUGGAAAGAAUAUGGGACACCCUUUAUCUAUGGCUCAUCCCUUACUCCAUAUCAGAGAUUUCUGAAAGGAGACAAGCCUGAGAACUUUAAUCCAUCGCUGUAAUCCAAGACAACAGCCAGAAGAGUAGUGAGUAGAAUGCAAAUCAAAAUAGUCAUCUUUUUUUUACUUGUACAGCAAAUAGUUACCACAAAGUCAUGGACAGUGGAUGCACAAAGAAUGCUGACAUCAGCAAUUUAAGGACUAUUACAAAAAAAUGUUAAUAAUUCGUUGAAAAAGUAUGAAAGACCUCACUUAAAAAACAAAACUGUUGCGUAUAAGCAUUGUUUCAUGAGAGGGUCAUCUCUAAGAGCUUCUGUGUUAUGAUUUUUCUUUUCAAGAUAGUUUCUGAUAUAGUUAAUAAUGUGAAGAGUCGUGGGGCCUCAGUCCCUAAAAUGGUGAGCUGUUACAGGGAGAAGUCCUUUUCAUAAAGAGCCGCUACAGAGGAAAAGAAUACUUGGACUUGUUGUGUAUCAACAAUAAAGCUCUUUAUAAAUUGCCCCUUAUACAACAUACAUGUGUAUAUGUAUGCAUCUAUAUUCAUAUAUACACAUAGAGGACUUUUAUGUAUAUAUGGCCAUGUCACUUAACAAUGGGAUUACAGUUAGAAAAGGCUUCAUUAGGCAUGUCCAUGUUUAUAGGAACAUCAUUGCAUUUGCAUAGCCUUAGAUGGUCCGGGCCUGCCAAUCAGUGUGACCUCUUGAGGUGAUCAACAUACCAUAAUUUGAAAAAAAAAUUUUUUGAGGUUAUAAUUACAUUUCUCCCUUCCCUUUUUCCAAACCCUCCUGUACACUCCUCCCCACUCUCCUUCAAAUCCAUGGCCUCUUCUCUUACUAAUUGUUAUGCAUGCAUAUAUUCAUACUUUUUUAUAGUAAGGGUUUUUAUUGAUUGGCUUGUUUAUUUUAGAUAGAGUUUCACUAUGUAGCCUAGGAUGGCCUUGAACUCAUUAUGUAGACCAGGCUGGUUUUGAACUUGCAGUCUUCCUGCAUCAGCCUCCCACAUACUGGGAUUAGAGGCAUGAGCCAUCAUACUUGGUGUAAAUUUUAUUAGUAGAAUGUGUACACUCUAAGGAUAAAAGUAUAGUAUAGCAAAUGACUAAGCUGGUAAUGUAGUUUGUCACCAUCACCAUGUGUCAUGUACUGUAUAUAAUUGUGUGUGCUGUGAUGUCUGGCUGCCAGCACAGAGGGUGUGUUUGCACAAAUGGGCAAUGCAUUGUAUCUAAGGUGUUAUAAUAGUUAUAAAGUCAUGACAGCUCUUAUGUAAUCGAACAAGCAGGAAUUUUCCAGACCAGUUGUAGUCUGAUGAGUGAUAUGUGUUGUCAUUGGCCAAACAUCAUCAUAGGCAAAUGGCUGUAUGCACACACUCACAUAUAUGUACAUAUAUGUGUGUGCCAAAGUGUAUACAUACACAUACAAAGAGUUUAGGACUUUUUUUUCCCUUCAUAGUCCUUAAUGAUUAAAAAGACUCAAUUUACUAAUUUAGAAUUUACUGUUUCAAAUUAAAAAUUUCCCCCAGGGGCGACUUCUUUCUAGCUCCCCUAUAUCUGUAGUGGGAUCUGGUUCUGGAUCUAGCUGAAUAGAGUCUUACAGUACUAUAGAAGUUGGUCUGAGCAGACAGGUGGGCAGACUGUCAUCCAAACAAUAGAUUAUAUAUUGUAGCAGGCCAGUGUUGACAGAGUCUCCUGCUAUGCACCUGUUAGCACUUUAGAAUCAAAGAAACUUUUAAUUUAUAACCUUUUAAGAAUCGAGGUCUUCAGCUCUGAUAAUCUAUGAUAGUUACAGGUUCAUUUCUAUCCUCAAGGCUCAAGAACACUAUUUGUUUUGUAACCUGUUCAGAUAUUUUUGUUAGUAAUGUAAUCAGUUGUCUUUAGUUUCCCCUAGCUUUGGUCUUAGUAGUGGAGUUGAGAACAUGCCCCCUUUCUUCUAUCUCUGAUUCUAUACCUGCUUCUAUAACUACUUAAAUUCUCAAAGCCAGCAACGGUCCAGAUGAGGUAUCGCGUUGGUAUGUUUCCGUGUGUGGCUGGCUGCCUUUUUAGUACACAACUUUUAAUUUUUUUUCCUUGUAGUGCUGACGACCGAAUCCAGGGCUUUGUACAUGCUCAGGAGGUGCUCUCCAUGGAGCUGUGUUUGCAGACCUUAGGACCUGAGUGUAAAGUUGCAGAUGAAUAUUUUAUAUUAGACAAUCUUCUCAUUACCUUAAUGCCCUAGACCUAGAUCCUUCGUUCUUUGACUUACCCCAUUGGUUUGUCACUUUAGAAUUACUCCAGGAGCAUUAAUUAGACCCUUCUAUCUCAGCAAAAUAUUAGAAUUAAGCAGGCAUUCAGCACUUAAUUGAGCUCCUUUGGCUCAUCAGUAGAUGUAUGUGUUUAAAUGGAUUUGCAGGAUAAAUAAGACUUGAAGGGAGCCUCUAGGUGUCUUCUUGUUCCUCGUGAGCAUGCUCAGUGCCCAGUGUUUGGCUCACAAAUGCCAUUUGCCUCCAGAAGGACUCAGGCCUUCUGGAAGAAGUGAACAGCGGCGCGUUUGCAAAGGAGGGGUAUGCAAGUGCACUGAGAGGAUAGUUUUGUGAUAAGACAUCAUUUUAGGGUUAUUGAUAUGACUAGACACGGACUAACUUGAAGGCGCAUCCUUUGAUCAAAUUUAAGACACUUCAAACAUCAAAAUACUCAUAAGAUUGGAUAUAAUAUUUUCUAAAGGUUAUGGGGGAAAGCUUUUUAUAACAUUUGAAGAAAAGCAUCUUUUAAAUAUAUACAAAGCAAUAAACAAGCCAUUUAACAACUGUCAUUGUCAUUAAAUCUAGCAAAAAGUUGAUUGAUGGUAAAAACCUACUGCAUGAAAGACAGUUAAGGAACAGUUCAUCAUCCCCAGAGAGUACAGCUAUGAGUCACAGGAGAAGCAUCAGUUUUCCUCCUGAGGUCUGGCAGGCCGAGUUCCCCUCCUGAGCAGCAGCCACUGAGGCUUCUCCUGAGGCUGCAGAAGCACAUUUUAUUAUUUAUGAUAUGCUGCCAAAACCAGUUAGUGAACAUCUAUGGAAAUCUCUAGACAUACCUUCCUGCUUACAAAGACUUGAGAGUAACAUGUUAGCACAUGGUAACAGACAAAGCUAGAGUUUGAGACAUUGGAAAUGUUCAUUAAGUUGUACUUUUCAAAUAGCCAAUAUGUUAGAACAAAAGGAUGCCUGAGACAGCCACAUGCAAAGUGUGAUCUUUUAUUGAGAAAUAAAGUCAG
Mus pahari (shrew mouse) is the source of this 5045-nucleotide messenger RNA. RefSeq names its product zinc finger protein 354C (gene Znf354c). The coding region runs from base 205 to 1887 and encodes 560 amino acids. The transcript is spliced from 5 exons. NCBI's taxonomy places the organism in Eukaryota, Metazoa, Chordata, Mammalia, Rodentia, Muridae. Gene Ontology annotation, biological process: regulation of transcription by RNA polymerase II. Gene Ontology annotation, molecular function: DNA-binding transcription factor activity; RNA polymerase II cis-regulatory region sequence-specific DNA binding. The record is from RefSeq and is a predicted model, not a curated record.